CCAGCCAGGCGUUGCGGAGAGCGGCCGGGCCCGGGCUGCCGAGGCUUGGACGCAGGACGGGGCGGACGUAGCUCCAGCGGCGAGGGGACGGCACGGGCCGGGAUGGGGCCGGCGGCAGCGCUGGCCCUGGCCACCUGGCUGGUGGCGGCGGCCGAGGGGGCGGCCAACAGCAGCCGGCUCUGCCAGGAGCCCCCGGCGUGGACGGUCAACGGCUCGAGCCCCAUGGCGGGGGCGGCGGGGCAGGUGACGGUGGUGGCCCUGCUCAAGGCCAGCUGACACUUCUGCCUGUUGCAGGCCCGCAGCCUCGGGGUCUUGCGAGAGAAGCUGUCGCGGCACGGCAUGGCCGACGUCCGCUACAUGAUCGUCAACGAGAAGGCGCCGCUGUCGCGGGCCAUGUUCGGGGAGCUGGCGCGCCAGGCACCUGCCGGCGUCCCCGUGUACCAGCAGGAGCCCCAGGACCCCGAUGUGUGGCAGGUCCUGGAGGGCAACAAGGACGACUUCCUCGUCUACGACCGCUGUGGCCGCCUGGCUUUCCACAUCCAGUUACCCUACAGCUUCCUCCAUUUCCCUUAUGUUGAGUCAGCCAUCCGCUUCAUCUACAGCAAGGACUUCUGCGGCAACUGCUCUCUCUACUCCAACAGCACCCAGGAGUUUAACAGCACCAUUGAGGUCCCUGCAAACCCAAGCCUGCUUCCCAAACAGGAGGAGAAGGAGCCAGGGAUGCCCAUUCACCAGCACAGCCCUCUCCAUUCUCAACACCUUGUGGUCAGCAGUGAAAAAGCCUCAGACCUGAGUGGGGACCACCAACCUGCUGCCCAUGGUCUCCACCACCACAGAGACCACAGCAAGACCGAUCCCAAGGGGCAGGAGCAGGAGCAACAUGACCACUAAGCAGGGCUGGGCUGCCUUGGGGAACUCAGUGCUGUGCAAACCAUGCCAAUCCACUUCCUAGAGGCAUGAAAGAACUUGCUGGUCCCUCAGGUUGCUGGUCACCAGCAGCAUUGAUUUAGCAACCUCCUUCAGCAUCCCUCAUGUAGGUCAUAUUCCCACUCCGUAAUGAAAAUCUCCCUCAGUCAUCAAAAGAUGCUGCCUUUCCUGCUGUAGGGUUCAGUUCUGACUUCCUCUGCUGACGCUUGCCUUUCCAUGAUCAAUGAAGCCCGCAGUGCAAACUGGGACCACCCUGGUCACUGCGGGAUGACACUGCAUGGAGCAGCAGAGCAGAGGUGGAGGAGACAGAACUGGGACGUGAGCAGUGCUGGCCAGCAGAGCCUCUGCCCAUCCUAGCAUCCCCAGGCAUCUUGGCCAGGGAGUGAGUGGAGGGGCAGUGUGCACCCAUGAGAUGUGAGCCCAGAGGGUAGAGGAGUUACAAGUGAAUGCUUAUGGGAGGUCACUGCUUCUGAUGGUCCAAACCCUGUACCCCCAAAGCUGCUACAUUCUGGGGACCUCCAUGCCUUGCACACAGAUAUGUGCAGUGGUGAUGGGUGGCCGCAAGAUGGUGGCCUUGCUCCCUCUUAGAAACCCAGGGGCCAUGUCCAGGGCCCACAGCCCUAGGAGAAUGCACAUGAAGAUACUGGGGCCUUUCCUGGAGAGGGAGAGAGGUCGGUGGUCUAUGGGGGAUGUGAAUAUUGAGAUCAUGAAUAAAACCUCUGUGGAGUGAA
This is a messenger RNA of Rhea pennata, 1658 nucleotides long. Its product is annotated as selenoprotein Pb-like. Gene Ontology annotation, cellular component: extracellular region. The transcript has 5 exons. Gene Ontology annotation, molecular function: selenium binding. Gene Ontology annotation, biological process: selenium compound metabolic process. NCBI's taxonomy places the organism in Eukaryota, Metazoa, Chordata, Aves, Rheiformes, Rheidae. The record is from RefSeq and is a predicted model, not a curated record.